AUGGGGGCCCCCGUGGCUCAGUUGUACAAGUCACCACCUUCUCCAUGGAUACCUCAUAUAACCUUGUACAAGGUCAUGGCGGCCAUUUUGGUCCUCACCCUGGUUGUGUUGCUGCUCUGCAUGAUUGCAGCUAUGUGGUGGUACAAAACGCGCCGCGCUUCUGAAGACAUGUGGAAGGAUCGCGGCCUUGGCGACUCAGCGCAACAACAACCACUGAUGUACCGCUCACGGAACAGCAUGCAGCUGGCAACACAGUCGGGGGAUAUGCUCAUGUGCAGUGGUGAUGAGGAACCUACCAAUGAAGCCGACAUCUUGCAUCAUGUACCUGAGCUUCCAGAAGAUGACGAAACAACUCUGACUCUGGAAGCAUUCAAGAGGUCUCCCAAGAAGCAAAUCACAAUUCUAGAGGAGAAGAUGUUAUCUAGCGAUGAGGAAGAUGGGGAGAAAGAAAUUAGACUGUCCAAGGAAAGGUUUGAGUCUCCAGCGAGAAAAAUACAUCAAGACAUUGCCAGAAGAAAAAGAAAACACAAAAGUAUCGAGAUGACAGCAUCGACCAUUCUGACCAAAUCAAGCGAAUGGUCUCAUCAGGAUGAGAAGGAAAGAGCCAAUCAGAUGGCUGGACACAAGAAGGGCCAGGGAGCCUAUGACAGCCAGGGCCAUCAGAUGACAACGUUUCAUCCACAGAUGGGUCAGAGCCAAAAAUCUGACGGUGAACUGUACAAUACUGGAAGCCUGAGGCGAUAUGAAAACAUGCAAAAUCUGCCAACAUCUGUGUCAGGACUGGUCAGUCCAAUAGAUGAAAGAAAGGACUUUCUAUCUCAUCAACAUGAUCAUCACCUAACAGAGGCCAUAAUUAGUAAAGAGCAAGAAGCUUUGAAAGAUCAAGAGACAAGGGCGUUUGAAAAUAAGAUUUAUGGUUCUAGAACAUCCCCUAGUGGAGUGAAAGCAUAUCAGAAAGGUGGAGACUAUAUCUAUGUCAAUGAUGUCCCUCCAAGUUAUGCCAGCCAUUCGGAGUACCCUGUACACUUGGACAGUGAUUCUCAUAGCCACAAACUAGGUCCCAGUUACAUCCCCAAAGACUUCUACCCCCCAUCCCCUAGUAUGUCCAGUAAAGAUGCUCCUACUGACAAGGAGCAGCCUUCGUCAGCCACCCCCAAACUGGUCACAUUUCAACAGCCAGACUCCAGUCUGCAACAGUCUGUUCAUGACACCCAAGGUCAUCUGUCCUCUUCCAACUCUGGGCCAGAUUUGACCUUCAAUAAACCCCCUGUCCCUCCUCCUCCUCCUCACAGUUCAGCUCCUCUCCCCAGUUAUCAUGGCAACACCUCCACCACACAAAAUGGAAGCCAGUCAUCAGGGACAGGGAAUGCUGGCUCAGCAGCUCUCAGGAACAGGAACAUCCAUGUGGCAAUCGUUUGCUCUCUAUGCAUGCUAGGCCUGGUGACAGGAGUGUACAGUCAGAUGAUCACAGAGACAGAGGUUAAACUCUUAGUUCUGUCUCCACCUGGCUUCCUCUGUCAAACAAAUCUGCUGUUUAUUUCAACAAGGACCAUCCUGGAGAAGUCAGAGCAGAACAUAUUCGAUCUAGCGUACAGUGGUUUGAGGGUACCAUCAGCUCGCCUGGUGAAUGUGAACUCCACUCUGUGCCAGGAUCACCUGUGUCCCCAUGGCUUUGGUCUCUAUGGUGGUGUUGUUGUUGUUGCUACUGUAGACGUGGAUGAGUGCUACGAGGGCUGGGCCAAGUGCUCACCUUAUGCCAGCUGUCAGAAUACGCAGGGCUCCUACCGCUGCAUCUGCGGCCAAAGUUACUAUGGUGAUGGUUUUACAUGUAAAGCUUGCCGCACUCCAUGUAGAGAAGGGACGUUCGAGGUACAGCCUUGUACUGCUGAAUCCAAACAGCAGAAAAUAUGUAAAGCGUGUACAGAGGUCUGCCAUGAGGGGUUCUACAUGCACAGAGAGUGUACCCCUGCCCAUGAUGCCGUCUGUAGAAUCUGCCAGCCAAAAUGUGCAGACCAUCAGUAUGAACAUUCUGUCUGUUAUGGUAAUCAAACCAGAGAGUGUAAAGAGAAGGAAGCCAUGCCCGAGCCAUUGACCUCUGACAAUGUUUUGAUUGAAGACCUUACUGAUGUCAAAGAUCACACAUUUGGCAUCCGUGAAGACAACAACUUUGACAUAACACAAAAUAACUCAUUCAAGAUCUGCAGAGGAUCUAAUUUGUCAGUUACGAUAGAGCUGAAAGAGCUGAGGAUUCGCCCCCAGUUAGAACCUGUUAACUUCAAGUCGGCUGUGGGGAGGGGCGUGUUUCCAGGGUUACCGAAGAUCACCUCUGACUAUUGCCCCCGGCCCCUUCCUCGCUAUUACAAGCUGACAGCUAGGAUAUACAAGGAUGUGACCUACAACAUGGGCCAGACAUGUUCCCAUGGCAACUGCCGCACAGAACCAAAGCCAUGUGAGACAUUCCGCACAUACGGUAACUUCCCGCGCCUUCAGCGUCGCUAUGAUGACUUCACAUUGGUGUGCACAGACUCAGGACCUCUGUCUCAUCUGUUUGGUGUGGACCAGGAACUUACGGCAGCAACGUCCUUCAGGGCUGAAGUCUCCCACAGUUGUGCCUCUCGCCUGUCAGAUUGUAAUGACUGUACACGUGAAUGCGCUCGUCAGGUCUACCUAGAUAAAGGUGACUGUGAAAUCAAAGGUGAUGACGGGGACAACGGCUGGUCACCACGGUUGGAGGCCUGUUACACAUGCUGCAUGGAGCCACGCUGUAUGGAUGUCUGUAAAAACUACACCCUCUCUGACUGUUCACCUCAAAUGUGUCGUAAAGGCAGUUUGGUGGAGUUCAAAUUGGAACCUGUCUAUUCUAAGGCUGCUAGUGAGUUCUACUGCAAUGUUCAGCCUAUCAAGAACCAGCUGCUUGUCAGAUUUGAAUAUUCAGUGGAACAUAAAGGUCAACUGCUGAACAAGAAAUCUGUGUCGUUAUUUGGGGAUGAGAACUGGUUAAGACAUGGUCACACACAGAGAAGUGACUCCUUGCUGGACUUUGAGGUGGUCAAUCAUGUGACAAGUGUCCCGGAUGUCGUAUCAGGGGACAUAACCACGCCGACAUACUCGGCAGGGAAUUACCACAGGACAGGGGAGAUGGUAACUCCCACAGGCCAGUCAGCUGUAUACCUUCACCCCACAGAGCCCUUCAGGAUCACACCGUCUAUGUGGAAACAGAGUUUAUGCUCAGAUGACAUCGCUGCCAAAGCAUUCAGAGCAAGCAAGAGGGAUGUGCCAGUUACCAAACUGACAGAUCUCAGUGUCAAUAUCGAAGGUCGUCAGAUUUUCUCCGUGGCCAACACGACGUCUCCUCCACAACUGGAACUCCACCUUGGUGCACACAUGUCGGUGCUCGGUGCCAUCUACCCACGCACUGAAAUCAGCUACGAGACACUCACAGGAUCGAUCUCCCAUAACAACAACCAAUGGUUGAUCAGCGUUGAAGGUCAUGUGACCAGUUGUCCUGGAGUCCUGUCCGUGAAUGUCUCAGACACAAAUUACAAAAGUCAGCCACUCUUUGUUUACGAUAUCCUGGUCAAGUGCCCAAGGUCAUUCAGGUUGACCUCUCGUAUGCCAACUGGUGAUCACCCCAGAAUGGGCCGAGACUUUACUGUCAGCGUUCGGGAUGCCAACAAGACCAUUCACCUGAUGCUGCAUCGUCCCCGUAUGCCCAAGGCACACGACACGCCCAACCCCGAGGCUGCUCUCUCAGACAAGAAAGACACAGACAAAUCCAUGUCUGAGCCAUCAGACGAGGACAGUGACUUUCCCUUCUCCGUGCCGUUCGUGGCAGCAGUGUCUGGCGCCAUUGUUCUCCUACUCUUCAUGGCAGCAUUUGGCAUCUUUAUCACACCAGGUGACCCAAAUACAGAUGAUGUGUCACAUUUUGAGCUGCGUCACCUGGUAUUUGCUGUAAUCUAUUUCACCUUCCAGUUUGUGUACUGUCUGGUGAUCUCCCUUACCACAUUUGUGCUGCUGUGGAUUGCUCUUAAUAGUGAGUCGGUGUCCUUUAUACAGCAGUACCGUCACCAGACCGUGUUACAGAAGGCGCUCAACAGCCUGGAGUUGGCCAAGAUGCAGCGUCACCUGCUGACAGAAAUGAGACGACAGAGUGUGGAGGCUAACCUCACAAAAUCUGCAUGUGACCUUGAGAUACGCAGAGUUAUCACAGAGGUCGAACAGAAGAAGCAAGCACUUUCUCUGGCAACUACUCCAGAUUUGUGGAAGGAAAUGAGUGAGAAGCUCAUCAGCCAUACUAAGAAAGUUUUAGAGGAAUUUUCAGAGCAGCUAACAAGAGCAAGAGACAACUACAACUAUUAUGCCAACUACUUGAUGGAGAAGUUGGUGUUUGACAUCCAGCAGAGUUAUGUGAGCUUGGCCUCCAGUCGAUGGCUGGACGGAGCCAAGUUCAUCCACGGCACCGUCAAGAACUUCCGAACGCUGUUAAAACGACAGGACAACCGACCAUUCAUGGAGUGGAUGGGACUGGAAUCUAGUUUUUCACAGUUUGCAGUUGGAAUUGAUUUGUCUAUGCCGAAACCACCGUUACCACUCCUGGGUGAUUUUGUUCCUGGGGAAGAAUCAUAUCGCCCUCCAAACGCAGAAUCUGCCUCAUCAUCGUUUGUUGCUGUGCCACCCAUUGUUCACGUCUACAACCUGUGGUUCAAUGGUGACCAAGGCGAUGACAUCGCUCCAGUUUACCGCACUGUCUCGGAGGACAGCCCACCGCCCACUCAGACUACGGGCUUGACAUUUAAAACAGAGCUGAUUAUCUUCAUUGUUUUCAUGGCAAUUAUAGACUUUCUGUGGUUAGUUCACCGAUUAGUGAAGGCAUAUCGGGUCAGUCGACUCCUCCUUUGUGGAUAUCCACUGUACGUGGACUGCAGUGAAAACAAAGGCGAGACAUCUUCGGAAAGAGCCCAGCACUGCCCCCUGGUGACAUGCUGUGUUAGUAAGAAACAAAGCGCUGUGAAAAGACUCAUCACCAAGACACUAUCAAGUCUUUUCAUACCCAAACUGGUUGCCGUGGUGAUGACCUGCUUGAUUGUGUAUGUUGCCAUGGUUGUGAGCUCUAAGCUGGUCAGAAAGGAGACAUUGGCAGUUGUGGGCUAUUACAAUGAUGUGGAAAAUCUGUUGUCACUCAACAAACAAAUGGUUAACAAACGUCUUCAAGCCAAUGCAGAACGCAUUAACUCUGUGGAAUACCCAAUUUAUCAAGAUUUACUCAAUAUGUAUGUGAAGCGCCACCUGAUGUUGCUAGAGAUGACAAGACAGCAGCAUGUGGCAGAUAAUAUUACCACAGAGGACUCAAAGUUACCUCCCUUCACAGAUGGAUUCACUUGUCAGUUUCCAAAAUUACAAGCUCAGCUAUACAAAAGAAAGCCUCACACAGAGGACCUGCUCAUAGACAAGCACGCUGACCCACUACUACAGGCUGUCAGGAGGCUCGUCACAGACACAUGCUUCCUCAUUCUCCUCUACCUGGCUGUUGUCGCACUCAAACAGCUGCUCAGCAUGGUCAUCUGGCUUUACGUGAAAAGGGCAGGACUCAUUCACCUCUGGAUAAUUUACGAAACCAAUGCUGAUGAAAUUCGGGUGCAAGAAAGAUAAGGGAUGAAGGGUGUUCUUUGCAUAGCUGUAGAGGUUGGAGGUCAGCUGUGUCAAACCUGUAAGGAGAG
Molecule: messenger RNA, 5720 nt
Organism: Liolophura sinensis
Lineage: Eukaryota; Metazoa; Mollusca; Polyplacophora; Chitonida; Chitonidae
Exons: 29
Coding region: 1-5652 (1883 amino acids)
Molecular function (GO): protein binding; calcium ion binding
Source: RefSeq, a predicted model, not a curated record